CGAGUUGCACGUGUGCAUCAAUGAACGGCAAUACAACGGCAGCAGAAAUCACUUAUGCGGGCGCACAGCUGAUUUUUGUUUACCAGCACCCGUGGAGGGUGCGACAUUCUCGAGCCGAAGCAGCUGGUGCGCGCACGAAAACUUGAAAGGUCACCUUGAGCUCAAUAAAAAAACGAAUUGAGGAAUUUAUUCGCUGAUUUCAGUAGCUUUAGCACAGCAGCCGGCACCAAAACUCACACGAAAACAGAGAAAACGAAAGCACGUUAAUAAUUAUUACACAUAAUAGUAAUAAUAACAAUAAUAGUAAUAAUAAUAAUGCUUUCGGAGGGUAUCAAGUGGCUGGUUAUAAGCACUAGGCGCAAUUUCAAUGCGCUGCUUAACAUCUUGAUGGGCUAUCAGCUCUUUCGCUGGCUCAUCAGUGCGCUAAAUGGCGGGACGCAGAUGCAGACGCAGAUGCAAAUGCAAAAAGUGCAAGCUUCUGUUGAUAAGCAAGCGAAUGCUGACGAAGAAGAAGCAGCAGCAACAGCUGUGCCAACUGAGUCGGCGCCAGUCAAGAUUAGCGCGAAUGAGCUUAGUGCCACAGCAGUCAUGGGGAAUGCAGGCAGCCAGAUCAGCAGCAGCAACAGCAGCAGCAGCAAAAGCAGCAGCAACCAAAGCAGCAGCAGCAAAAGCAGCAGCAACCAAAGCAGCAGCAGUAAAAGCAGCAGCAACCAAAGCAGCAGCAUUAAAAUCACCAACAGCAGCAGCACCAGCAACCGCGAUCGCAGCAGCGAAUCUUUACGAAAACACCACAGUGAGGCAUUGACAAUGAGCAAGGACAUCGAAUCGCACAGCAUACCCAUUGCGGAGGGCGUAAAUGCUGAGCAUGUUUUGUACCGCUUGAAACAUGGCUCCAAGUUGGGCGUCCAUCCGGAUGUCUCGUUGCUGGGCCGUAAAAUCAUAUUGCUCACCAACUACCCCGCCGAGGGCAAGAAAUUUGUGCGCACCGAAUAUCGCAUUCUCGACUGGCAGUCAAAGGAUGGCAAGCCGAUCACCAGCGAAAAUCAUCCAGAAGUCCAUGUCGUGGAUACAGACAUCUACAGCGAGUUGCUGCUGAAGAUUUCGGGCACUUUCCGUUUCUACUUCACAUUUGCCGAUCGUGAACGCAAAGCAGAUGCUCCACCAGAUGGUGCGUUGUAUGUGCAGGUGGAGCCGACGCUGAAUGUGGGUCCCGUGGGUGCACAGAAGGUAAUACCCUUGAAUUCGGUGCGUUGUCAAACGGUGAUGACCAAGCUGCUGGGGCCACUGAACACGUGGGAGGCCAAGUUGCGCGUGGCCAAGGAGUCUGGCUACAAUGUCAUCCACUUUACGCCCAUCCAGGAGCUGGGUGGCUCUCGUUCUGGUUAUUCGCUGCGUGAUCAGCUCAGUGUCAAUUCACAUUUUGCGGCUAAGAAGGGCGAUAAAGUAACCUUCGACGAUGUGGAGAAAAUGAUUAAAAAGUGCCGCCAGGAAUGGGGCGUUGCCUCCAUUUGCGACAUUGUGCUCAAUCACACUGCCAACGAGUCGGAGUGGCUGCUCAAGCAUCCGGAUGCAACUUAUUCGUGUGCCACAUGCCCCUAUUUGCGUCCCGCAUUCUUGUUGGAUGCGGCACUGGCGCAAUGCGGCGCUGAUAUUGCCGCCGGUAAGCUGGAGCAUUUGGGCGUGCCCGUAAUCAUCGAUCAGGAAUGCCAUUUGGAAGCAUUAAAGUACCAUUUGCAUAAUGCUUACCUAUCCGCGGUCAAUAUACACGAACUGUAUCAGUGCGAUGUGAUGGGCUAUGUGAACGAGUUCAUGACUCAGGUGCGGACCCGUGAGCCGCCCAAGAAUGUGACGAAGCAUGAGCGCUUCCAGGAGAUCCAACUGAUACAGGAUCCGGAAUAUCGACGCUUGGGUAGCACCAUUGAUUUUGAGCUGGCAUUGGAUAUCUUUAAUGCUUUCCAUGGCGACUGUUUCGAUGAGGAGGCCCGCUUCCGCAAAUGUGCGGAGACACUGCGUCACCAUCUCGACUGGCUGAACGAGCGUGUCCGUGCCGAGAUUCAGGGCUAUCUCAGCUAUGCCAUCGAUAAUUGUCUGGCUGGUGUGCGCUACGAGCGUGUCCAGCACGAUGGACCCCAUGUGAAAGAGAUCUCCAUAAAGUAUGCCGUCUUCAUGACAUACUUUACCCACACGGGCACCGAGGGCAAGACGCUCAAGGAGAUCGAGCAGGACAUGUACGGCAAGGUGGGCGAAUUCCUUAUGGCUCACAAUGGCUGGGUGAUGGGCACCAGCGAUCCCCUGCUGGACUUUGCCGAACAGCAACCGACGCGCGCAAAUGUUUACCUGAAGCGCGAACUCAUCGCUUGGGGCGACAGUGUGAAGUUGCGCUUUGGCAAGCGACCGGAGGAUAGUCCGUAUUUGUGGCGCCACAUGACCGAGUAUGUGGAGACAACGGCUCGCAUUUUCGAUGGCGUUCGCCUGGACAACUGCCAUUCGACGCCGCUGCAUGUGGCCGAAUAUCUGCUGGAUGCGGCACGCAAAAUCAAUCCGGAGCUUUAUGUUGUCGCUGAGCUAUUCACCAAUUCCGAUGCCACAGACAAUGUGUUCGUCAAUCGGCUGGGCAUCACGUCACUGAUACGCGAAGCGCUCUCCGCCUGGGAUUCCCAUGAGCAGGGUCGUCUCGUUUAUCGGUAUGGUGGCGCACCCGUUGGCGGCUUCUAUGCGAAUCCAAAUCGCGAUGUUGCCUCCAGUGUGGCGCAUGCUCUCUUCAUGGAUUUAACCCACGAUAAUCCAUCGGCAGUGGAGAAACGCACCGUCUACGAUCUCUUGCCCUCAUCGGCUCUGGUGGCCAUGGCCUGUUGUGCCACGGGCAGCAAUCGCGGCUAUGAUGAACUCGUGCCGCAUCACAUUCAUGUGGUGGACGAGGAGCGUCCGUAUCAGGAGUGGGGAAAGGCUGUCGACUUUAAGACGGGCAUCGUGGCCGCGAAGCGCGCCUUGAAUAUACUCCACGGCCAGCUGGCAGAGGAAGGUUUCACCCAGGUGUAUGUGGAUCAAAUGGAUCCCAAUGUGGUGGCAGUGACUCGCCAUUCACCCACCACUCAUCAGACGGUCAUUUUGGUGGCACACACCGCCUUCAGCUAUCCACAUCCCAAUGCGGGCGCGACCAAUGUGCGUCCGUUGCGUUUCGAGGGCAUUCUGGACGAGAUCAUUCUGGAGGCCAAUUUGACGAUGAAGAGCGACAAGCCAUUCGAUUCGCCGGCACCGUUUAAGAAGGAUGCAAAUGUGCUGAAUGGUUUCAAACAGUUCCAGCUGCAUCUGCAGGAGCAUAUACCGCUCAGCAAGUCGCAGGUGUUCGAGACGAAUCUUUAUCAGGAUGGCAACAAUACGCAGCUCAACUUUGCCAAUCUGCGACCGGGCACAGUGGUCGCCAUACGCGUUUCCAUGCAUCCCAUUGCCCGCAAGAGUUUCGAUCGCCUGCAGCUGGUGACGAAUGCUCUGCGCUCAGAGUCCGGAUCACAGUGUGAGGAUCUCCAAGCGAUUGUCACCAAAUUGGAUUUGAACGCGUUGAGCCGUGCGCUCUUCAGCGGCGAUCAGGAGGAGCGUGACAUGGGCCUGGGCGGCUCCGCCUAUGAUAUUCCCAACUUUGGACCACUUGUCUAUUGUGGCUUGCAGGGCUUCGUCUCGUUGCUAACGGAAAUAUCGCCACGCGAUGAUUUGGGUCAUCCGUUGUGCAACAAUUUGCGUGACGGCAACUGGAUGAUGGAUUACAUUGCCGAUCGUCUCAACAAUUUUGAUGACUUGAAGCCGCUUUCGGUGUGGAUGAAGGCAACCUUUGAGCCACUGAAGAAUGUGCCACGCUAUCUCAUACCCUGUUAUUUUGAUGCCAUUGUCAGCGGUGUGCAUAAUGUACUCGUCAACCAGGUCAACCAAUUGAUGCCCAGUUUCAUACGCGAUGGCCAUCAUUUUACUCAAUCGCUGGCGCUGGCAACGCUGCAGUUCCUCGCCGCCUGCCGCUCGGCCAAUCUGCCUGGAUUCAGUUUGGCGCUCAGUCCACCAAAGCCGCCCAAGCUGUGCGUCACCUUAUCUGCCGGCUUGCCGCACUUUUCCACAGGAUAUAUGCGCUGCUGGGGACGAGAUACGUUCAUCGCAUUGCGUGGCUUGUUGCUGCUCACUGGCCGAUUCAAUGAGGCACGCUAUAUCAUUAUUGGUUUCGCAUCGGCGAUGCGUCAUGGCCUGAUCCCAAAUCUGUUGGACAAUGGCACCAAGCCGCGCUUCAACUGCCGCGAUGCUGUCUGGUGGUGGUUGCACAGCAUCGCCCAAUACGUGCAGGCUGCGCCCAAGGGCAGCGAUAUACUCAAGGAUAAGGUGUCGCGUAUCUUCCCCUAUGACGAUUCGGAGCCGCAUGCACCGGGCGAAUUCGACCAGCUGCUGUACGAUGUGAUGCAGGAGGCACUCCAGGUCCAUUUCCAGGGUCUGCAAUAUCGCGAACGCAAUGCUGGCCACGAAAUCGAUGCACACAUGACGGAUCAGGGUUUUAACAAUCAUAUUGGUGUGCAUCCGGAGACGGGUUUCGUCUUUGGCGGCAACAGCGCCAACUGCGGCACCUGGAUGGACAAAAUGGGCUCCUCCGAGAAGGCCGGCAAUCGUGGUCGUCCCAGCACGCCACGUGAUGGUUCCGCCGUCGAGCUGAUUGGUCUACAAUAUGCCGUAUUGCGUUUCUUGCAGGGCAUCAGUGAGCAAAAGCUAAUCCCAUACAGUGGUGUGCAGCGCAAGGGUCCGUCUGGUGCGGUGACCAAGUGGACCUACAAAGGUUGGGCCGAUCGCAUACAGAGUAACUUUGAUGCGCACUUCUUUGUUAAGGAAACGGAUAGCACCAAAGUGGCCAACAAGAAGAGCAUCUACAAGGACAGUGUAGGAGCCACACAGGACUGGACAGAUUUCCAGUUGCGUUGCAAUUUCCCCAUUGCGCUGACAGUGGCACCUGAUCUAUGUAAUCCGCAAUGCGCCUGGGCUGCACUGGAGCAGGCUAAGAAGUAUCUGCUGGGACCGCUGGGCAUGAAGACAUUGGAUCCGGAUGAUUGGAAUUACAGGGCCAACUAUGAUAAUUCCAAUGAUUCGGGUGAUUGCACCGUGGCUCAUGGCGCCAACUAUCAUCAGGGACCCGAAUGGGUCUGGCCCAUUGGCUAUUAUUUGCGCGCCCGUCUCAUCUUUGCCAAGAAGUGCGGCUAUCUGGACGAGACCAUUGAGGAGACGUGGGUGAUACUGCGUGCCCAUCUCCGUGAGAUGCAGACAUCCCAUUGGCGUGGGCUGCCCGAGCUGACCAACGACAAUGGCAGCUAUUGCAACGAUUCCUGCCGCACUCAGGCCUGGAGCAUUGGCACACUCCUCGAAGUGUUGAACGAUUUGCAUGCGCUUGGCGCCGAUGUUUAAAGUUUCAUCAGUUCUUAAUCAAACUUUUGGCUGAUCGGAGAUCCUAUUUAUCAAAAUUAUUUAUCAAAAUUUAACAAAAAUCUUAAUCGAAAUACACACUUCAUUCAAGGAUUCGAAGUUUAGUGAUACAUUUGAUGUGCAUAGCCAUGAAGUUAUAUAGUUGUUCAAUUUGUUACACAAUUGUUAUGGUUCAUCUGUACUCUCAAUUAAAGUUAUUUUAUCCUACGA
Drosophila grimshawi is the source of this 5652-nucleotide messenger RNA. Its product is annotated as glycogen debranching enzyme. The record is from RefSeq and is a predicted model, not a curated record. Gene Ontology annotation, molecular function: 4-alpha-glucanotransferase activity; amylo-alpha-1,6-glucosidase activity. The transcript is spliced from 9 exons. Bases 316 to 5424 code for a protein of 1702 amino acids. Gene Ontology annotation, biological process: glycogen biosynthetic process; glycogen catabolic process. NCBI's taxonomy places the organism in Eukaryota, Metazoa, Arthropoda, Insecta, Diptera, Drosophilidae.